Symbiodinium necroappetens is the source of this 1908-nucleotide messenger RNA. The record is from the annotation of a GenBank genome assembly. Lineage: Eukaryota; Dinophyceae; Suessiales; Symbiodiniaceae.
GUUUUCCGUCGACGACAGAAGGAUCAGAAGUGCGAUUCGGAGCCGCUGAUGGGGAACUACCGCGACGAGCCCGAGGUCGAAAAGGCCCUCCUGGAGGCCUUUGAGAAAGAGGAGGCGGAGGGACGGAUGCUUGGAUUCAUGUCACAGGUUCUGGUCUGGAUGAGGCCUUUCUUGGCGCCAGGCUAUGCAUGGCUUGCGGUGGUCAAGAAAGGUCUGAUUGACAAAGAUUAUGGUGAGCUUUUCAGGCUGGGUCGGGAAGAGACUCCCUGGCUCUUCAGGGAAGGACUUGGGAGUUCCUGGGCGAGCACGUCUGCUGAACUGCUCGCUUCCUUGGUUGCCUUGCUGCUUACGACCAAGGUACCGGUGAUGUUCGUUUUGCUGGAACUCUCUUAUCGCUGUGACACUUCGGGCAUCAGAUGCCUCUUGAACUGGAGGCCGGAGACCUCUGCUGUGGCCGGGUCUGCGAGAGCUGUGGGCCUUGCGGCUCCGAGAAGCGCAAGGCCUAUUUGCGGCAGUUGGGCCGGCGUUGCCACUCGGCCCGGGACGUCUUCUGCCUGGUUCCAGCUGGGCCGCCUGCCAGAAAGUGCUGUUAGGCAUCCGCCACGCCGCCGCGGAAAUGAGAGCUGUGCGGCGGCCGUCUCUGGAAGCCUGCCGCUUCUCAGCGGUGCCUUUGUGGUGAAGGAACCAAGCCUAUCGAAGUUUGAGCUUUACACGAAGGCCAUCCAUGCAUGGCAUGUCUGCACUGAAAUGCUCGGCUCGGCCUUCUGGGAGUUUCAGUUGAGCGGCUCAGAUUGGCCAAUACGGUGCACGAAGUUUCGGCAUCGUGUCUUCCAAGAGGAAACCUUGCACGUCUUUCUAUGUGCCCCAAGCCCUUCACCGUACACCGGGGUCCUUGGGUCAAGCACCGCUUGUGUAACCGUCGAGGCUCUAUUAAAGGAGGCUUUGCCAGUGACGCUUGACUACACAAAGCAGUUGAAUGGUGCGGUGAUGGACCAGGAAAGUCCCAAAGGCACGGCCAAGUCUGUGUUGGGGGGGUGGGACAGACACAAAGAGGUCGUUGAGAUGCUGGUGUCCUUGAAGCAGCGUGCGGUGGAGCAUGAACUGACCAGAGAGACACCGAAGCUCCGGGCGGCUGUUUGCAUCGCGGGCCUCGCCCGCAGCUUCCACUUGCCUCGGGUGCACGAAUCCAUCGCGAACGCCAUCAGGAGCCUGAAAGCUGAGACACAGAUUUUCUACGUGCUGGACCUGCAGGGGCGACCUCUAGAAGAGUUCGAUCAAGGCUUCACAGCCUUGCCUCCGGACGGCAUGGUGCUUUAUGAUGAGGUGCGCGGAACUGGUCUCAGGCUGCCGCAGUGUCAUUGGGCAGCAGCAAAGUACGCUCAUAAGCAGUUCGAGAAGUUUCACAGCUGUCAGCAUCUCAUCACAGCGGCCGAGAAGGCACAGCGGAGACGUUUCGACUGGGUGCUGCGGUUGCGUCCAGACUUCGAGUGGCUGGCACCAAUAGGAAACCUCAGGGAGUUCACCACCGAAAAGGUGCACAUUGUGCUGCACUGGAUCCACCCAAAUAAGUUUCACGACACAACCGACUACUUCGCUCUUCUCCCACGCAAGUACAUGAAGGCUUAUUUCAGCGUGGGCUGCCCGUCACGAAGAUGGACCCGCAUCGCAGCCUUGGAGGACCUGUGCCGCGGCCUCAUCUGUAACCAGUCAGAUUGCACCGCGCAGCCCGAGUGUGCCUUGCUGCUUCAUCUCCGGGCCCACGGCGUCCCCGUGGAGCCCUUCCCACCCAUCGUGAGAAUCUUGCGGGAGUCCACCUGCCACCCUGGAGACUUGAAGUGUCUCCACGGCUGGGACCUGAAAGCAUUGGAACGGUACCCCGAAGAAUGCUUCUUGUGCCACUUGAUGUGA